ACAUCUCUACUACUCGCAUUUGCCACUCCCGGAAUCAGAAAGUCAAUAAACCUUCUUUUAUCUUCUUCGUAUUCUUUUUUUUCCCCUUUUUUUAUUUUCCCCUUUUUUAUCUGUAAAUAUUCAGAGUUGUUAGCUUGUAGAUUAUCGCUGCAUCUGACAGAGGCGAAUAAUCAUGUCUGCCUCAGUUGAAGUCGUUGGUUUGGAGCUCGUUGAGGAUCUUCAGGAUCUAGCCAUCCAAGGCCAUACUGGUAGGGCGGGAGACUAUGCGGCAGCAGCAGAGGAGACUAACUCAGGGGAGUGCAACACUAACCGAGUUGACAUAAAUAACCAUCAUGGGUUUUGUGCCAUAUGUUUGAAUAAGAUUGUGCUUCAAGAAACAGCCCUUGUAAAAGGUUGCGAGCAUGCAUACUGUGUGACUUGCAUCUUGCGGUGGGCCUCUUGCAAAAAGCAACCAACUUGUCCUCAGUGUAAAAUUCCGUUUGAGUUCCUUAACGUUCAUCGUGCUCUUGAUGGAAGCAUUUACGAUUACAUGUUUGAGGAGAGUGUUUGCCUUCUCCUUCUAGCUUCGUGGUUUAAGCCUCUGGUUGAAGCCGAAAAGGAGGAGCUGGACAAAAUAGAAGAUUGUUAUUAUUAUGAAGACGAUGAAGAUGAUCUUGCGGAGUUUAAUUUUUCGAGUUCCUCAAGCCUCCGAAUAGACCCAGAUGCGGGCCCAUCUCGUCAGCCCAAGAAGGACAGCCCUAAUAAAGAAUUAGUGGGCCGGCGUGCGAAACGGGCUUUGAAGCGCGAAGCUGCUGAUAAGGCUGCUGCUGCUAAGCAUCAGCAGCAUCUGACGAGGUUGGAGCAAGGGAGAAAAGGUGGUGGGUGCUCAAUAAUGAAGAUUGGGUCCUCCAAUUCGCCUUUAGUGGAGCAAAUUUCAUUAAGAGAUUCAGCACAGCACAAGGCAAUGGAUUCCUUCACAUACAACCCUGGUUCGAAUCAAGAACCCGAGCAUGAGCAAUCCUUCUCAGCCAUCCUCGAAAUCCACGUACACCACGCAAGAAACAUCCACAACAUAUGCAUAUACGACAACCAAGACGUGUACGCCAAGUUCUCCCUAACGUACAACCCUGACGAGACCCUCUCGACAAGAAUCAUUGACGGCGGAGGCAAAAACCCGGAAUUCAACGAGCGUCUCCUCAUCAAAAUCCGCCAGCCUGGCGCAGUCUUGAAAUGCGAGAUAUGGAUGCUCAGCCGCGUGAAAAACUUCAUGGACGAUCAGCUUCUCGGUUUCGCCCUCGUCCCUAUUUCUUCACUUUCCGGAAAGGGUAAAGUGACUCAAGAUUUCGCUCUCUCGUCCACCGACCUCUUCCACUCGCCAGCUGGAACCAUCAAAUUAUCGCUAACUUUGGACGAGAAAAGUUCCCGCCUUUUCUUUUCCGAAUUAAUAGUAGUCGACUCUUGUCCGACGACUUCCGAACAUAAAAAAAUCCCGGAAGAGUAUUCGAGGAUCGAGUUUCCGGACAUGAACGUUGUGAACGAGAACGAGCAGAUGGUCUCUGAGUACUUUGAAAAAAACGGGCGGGCCCUUAUGAGGCCGUGGCCCAGUAGGCCCGAUGGGUCGUUUCUCCAUCUCGGGCCCAUGCUUGUGCAGGACCAUGAAAUGGCUAAUAAUAAUUCAUUGCAUGAGUUAUCGGUUUCUCCCGAGCAGAAUUCGGGCUUUUUGAGCUCGACUAUGACGAGCUUGAGCGAUGACCGGGCCUCGGCCGACUCCAUGGAGAAAAAAGGCGGGUUCUUUGCGGAUUUAUCGACAUCUCCUGAUGAAAGUGAAUUGUCUACCUCGAAGAAGGGCGAAGCGCGGGAGGAAAACGUGGCUGCUGAGGCUGAAGAGUCUGUUAUGCAGAAACAGAUAGUGGAUAUGUAUAUGAGGAGCAUGCAGCAGUUUACGGAGUCGCUGGCGAAAAUGAAGCUGCCGAUGGAUUUGGAGAAGCGAAAAAACGAUGGCUCGGGAGAUUUGAUUCGGGGGGAUGGUGAGAAGAAGAUUGAGAUGGAGAAGGAGGAGAAGAAAGAGAGUAAUUCCAGGGUGUUUUAUGGUAGCAGGGCUUUUUUCUAGACGAUGAUUUAUGGAGGUACAAAAGGUUGAAUUGUGUUGUGGUGGUGGUGGAUCAGGUUUUUGUUUAGUAUUGUUUGACGUUCUUUUUUUAUGUUUAUGUUGGUUUUUAAGGUUUUGAGUGAGUUUCAGAUGUUUUGGUCUGCAGAGUACCUGAAAAUAAGUAAAGUGUUGUUAUGCCUUUAAUUCAUAAACAUAUCUAACAAAACAAAAACAUGUUCUUGAAAUGUCCUAUGUUUUGUACUUGUUUGUGGUUCCUGAUACGUCUUUUGUCUCAUUACAGUGGCUUCAUUGUUUAACUUUCUUUGGUAAGCAACUAUUCUGGAGUUCAUGCUCUCGGUCAGUUUAAUUAUUAUUAUUAUUAUUA
Molecule: messenger RNA, 2453 nt
Organism: Striga asiatica
Lineage: Eukaryota; Viridiplantae; Streptophyta; Magnoliopsida; Lamiales; Orobanchaceae
Source: the annotation of a GenBank genome assembly